GUGUAGCAGUUUAUGAGAUGCAUAGGUCACCAAUACAAAAUAGAACAUAUUCCCCUUGGGCAGUUAAAAAGGUUCUGAAAGAAAAGGAGAGUGGAAUAGUGGAGUCGAUGGAAAAAAGAUUACGAUUUGAAGCAGAAAUUCUUCGAAAAUUAAAACAUCCAAAUAUUGUCGGAUUUAGAGCAAUUAGCAAAGACGAAGAUGGUAAUAGUGCUUUGAUAAUGGAGGAAUGCUCCAGCUCUCUGGGCGAUAUGAUUGAAAACAGACUGGAUCAUCUGGGUGAAGUACCAUAUUCACCAAAUACUAUAUUGAAGGUGCUUCGAGACAUAUCAAAAGCCUUGGAUUAUCUUCACAACACCGCCUUGUUGUUGCAUGGAGAUAUGAAAUCAUUCAACGUACUUAUUAAAGGAGACUUCAUUAUUUGCAAGUUAUGUGAUUUUGGAGUAUGUUUGCCUUUAAACAAAUCGGGACAACUAGAUAAAGAAAGGAAUACUAACCAAUCUUUUUAUAGUGGUACUGAUGUUUGGAGUGCUCCAGAAAUAUUAAAAUUUCCCCAAGAAGUUACCUCUAAAGCCGAUAUUUAUGCAUUUGGUUUAAUCAUUUGGGAAAUGAUUGCCUUAUCACCACCCAUUGACGAUGAUUUGAUGAUGAAUUUGGAUCAGUCUGCAGAAGACUCUUCAAAUAGUAUUACAGAAUUCGACCGAGAGCGCCCACCCUUGCCUGAUGUUGACUUAGGAACAGAAUAUAAUUUGGUACUGCAAAUAUAUUAUUGCUGUACGGCUAAAAAUAAGGAUGAUUUGCAUGAAUAA
Leptinotarsa decemlineata (Colorado potato beetle) is the source of this 806-nucleotide messenger RNA. RefSeq names its product lymphokine-activated killer T-cell-originated protein kinase homolog. NCBI's taxonomy places the organism in Eukaryota, Metazoa, Arthropoda, Insecta, Coleoptera, Chrysomelidae. Gene Ontology annotation, biological process: protein phosphorylation. The record is from RefSeq and is a predicted model, not a curated record. Gene Ontology annotation, molecular function: protein serine/threonine kinase activity; ATP binding.